AUGUCGAACACAAACGCCGCCGCCGCGCGCUCCAGGUACGGCCGCCGCAACCAGCCAAACAACACCCACGCGUCCGCAGCAACCACCACCCGCGCUGGCCUCCGCCGCAACUCCGCUCCCAACCCUCGUCUCCUGGCCGAACUUGAGACGUACCUCAAUGGUCCGGUCAACAAGGAUGUAGAAGACCUCGGAUCAUUCUACUGGCACGGGAGGUGGGUCGCCAUCCAGCGGCAUGAGUUGGGCAUGAUCUGGGGCUGCCGCUGCCGCAAUGUUCCUGAGAUCCAUCGACUUAUGAUCUCCACCACGUGGGGUGGUAUCUUGGCGGACGACGUCUCUGAUGAGCGCCGGGAGGCCAACGGUAACAGGGGCACUGUAGCCGCUCGAACAGCGCAGGUACAGGCAAGAUCUUCGAAGGCCGUUGCUGCGCGUGAGGCAGCCGGAUAUCCUGCUGUGGCGCGCGUGGACAUGGACAUCGACACUGCCGAAGAAGCGUUACGCCCAAUCAGAGGCGGUGACCUCGCAGCACCACUCGCCCCACGCGCGAGCACGCCACGACAUCCCUACGCAUUGAGCGAUGAACAAGCUCCAAUGAGCGAUCGCCUCGCCCGGGACUUCGCCAACGCAGACAGAGCCACAAACAUCUUCCUUACAGACGUGCAAGGCAACUUCCUCGGUGCGUGGCCCAAGCAACAGAAGCCACACACCUACGAUCAGGCAACUUGUGGUGUCGAAGGAUUUGCGGGAACCCGCGCAUACCAGUCUCCUGGCAUCGGUGCUCUGGAGCCCAUGGGGCUGUGGAAGUACCGAGAGUGGCUGGUAAAGCGGAACGAUUUCCGGCUCACCAAGGCGGGUUGCGAUGACGAGGCACUGCGGAAGACGGUGCUGGACCAGUGCCUGGAGACUGAUGAUCUAAAUUGGCGCUAUGUGGAGGAGGCCUGGCGGCGCCUUGGGGAUGGGGGACAGGCAUUGCCUGAUGGGUUCGUCGACUCAGCGAACGAGCCUCUUGAGGAGGCUGACGAUGCGGACGUGGACAUGACGAGCCCGGUCUUGGAGGACGAGAGCGAGGUGGAGAAGACGUUGACAGAGCGGGGCUUUGACGCUGACGAUGAGCGUACGGCAACCGCACUUGAGGAGGAAUCCGACAGUGAAGGGGAGUAUGAAGAUGGUGAGCGGACCUUUCUCAUGCAGGGAAAAUUUUGA
Molecule: messenger RNA, 1200 nt
Organism: Ramularia collo-cygni
Lineage: Eukaryota; Fungi; Ascomycota; Dothideomycetes; Mycosphaerellales; Mycosphaerellaceae
Exons: 1
Coding region: 1-1200 (399 amino acids)
Source: RefSeq, a predicted model, not a curated record